Messenger RNA from Eutrema salsugineum, 982 nucleotides. Its product is annotated as ADP-ribosylation factor-like protein 8b. The transcript is spliced from 6 exons. The record is from RefSeq and is a predicted model, not a curated record. NCBI's taxonomy places the organism in Eukaryota, Viridiplantae, Streptophyta, Magnoliopsida, Brassicales, Brassicaceae. Gene Ontology annotation, molecular function: GTPase activity; GTP binding. Gene Ontology annotation, biological process: protein transport. Bases 204 to 758 code for a protein of 184 amino acids.
GACAGAAACAAAAAAUCUUGAUGAGGUAAUAAUAUCAGCAGCGAAGAGCGGAAGAAGGCAAAAAAAAAAAAAAAAAGAGAGAAGCUUCCAUUUAGCCCAUAGAGAUCCGUUGAGGAGAAUUUCUAGCAGACCCGAUCUGUCGUCUCUGUUUCUACGAAUCUCUUUCUCUGUCGGAAACUUGAGAGUUUUCUGAAUCAUAAAACAUGGGUUUGUGGGAUGCUUUUCUCAAUUGGCUUCGCAGCCUCUUCUUCAAGCAAGAAAUGGAGCUUUCAUUGAUAGGUCUUCAAAAUGCAGGAAAGACAUCACUUGUUAACGUUGUUGCGACCGGUGGAUACAGCGAAGACAUGAUUCCUACGGUUGGCUUCAACAUGAGGAAAGUGGUAAAAGGAAGUGUCACAAUCAAACUUUGGGAUCUCGGUGGUCAACCUAGGUUCCGCAGCAUGUGGGAACGCUAUUGCCGUUCUGUUUCCGCCAUUGUGUAUGUAGUUGAUGCUGCUGAUGCUGACAACCUCAGUGUGUCGAAAAGCGAACUCCAUGAUUUGUUGAGCAAGACGUCGCUUAGUGGUAUCCCUCUUCUAGUCCUUGGAAACAAAAUCGACAACCCUGCUUCUUUGUCCAAAGAAGCCUUCACCGAGGAAAUGGGACUCAAGUCGCUUACAGAUAGAGAAGUCUGUUGCUUUAUGAUAUCUUGCAAGAACUCUACCAACAUUGAUUCAGUGAUCGAUUGGCUUGUAAAGCACUCGAAGUCAGCAAGCUAAAAUUUGCGCCAAAAGAACACAACUCUGUGCAAGUUUUCCUGUGUGUUGCUCCUUUGAUGAUGAUGAUGGUGAUGGUGGGAGAAGAGAAUUUUCUUUUCUUUUAUAUUAUCCUGUGAAACAAGAUUUGUCUUUGUUUUCUUCUAAUUCUCUGCGUCUUCCGCUGUUCUCUGUAUAUUAUAUUCGAUUGGUUUUCUUCUUCUCAAGCAAUGAGAUUUACCUUCCUU